AUGGCGAGCUCGUCACGCCUGUCACCAUUUGAGACCCAACCCACCACCACUCAGCUGGCUGAAUCUCCCAUCCUCAACGCGGAGCAGCCCCAGGGACCACAGAUCCCGGCUGAAGAUCUCAUGGUAACAGACGGCAACACAGAGCGACAGAGAGACAGGUCGCGCUCCGAAGUCAGAACACCGGAGCUGCAGACAACCACAUCUCACACAAACAACAACAACCAGAGGGCUAGCGGUAGCCUCACCAGCCAAGAAGGCCUGCCAACCAGUCCCGGACAGAUCCCCAGCUUCGAUUGGGAAGAAUUCGAGACGCUCUACGAGCAGGCACUCGCCAAGGCUAACGAGGAAGAGCGGGAGCUUCUGCACGAGUUUGACUCUCUCGUCAAGUACUUCAACGUCUGGGCCUCAGCUGCCUCAGCACACGACAACGAGAGAGCCGUCAAACGCCUGCAGACCCGCGAGCGGUACGUCAGGAUCGCUGAGCAGAGCUUGUCUCAGAGGAAGCAGCAUCUGACUGAGGUGGUUCGCGCUUUCCAAAGCGCCCUCGCACUUCUCAGCCAGAACUAG
Gaeumannomyces tritici R3-111a-1 is the source of this 567-nucleotide messenger RNA. RefSeq lists its product as hypothetical. The transcript has 2 exons. The record is from RefSeq and is a predicted model, not a curated record. The coding region runs from base 1 to 567 and encodes 188 amino acids. NCBI's taxonomy places the organism in Eukaryota, Fungi, Ascomycota, Sordariomycetes, Magnaporthales, Magnaporthaceae.